Pseudo-nitzschia multistriata is the source of this 2139-nucleotide messenger RNA. The record is from the annotation of a GenBank genome assembly. NCBI's taxonomy places the organism in Eukaryota, Bacillariophyta, Bacillariophyceae, Bacillariales, Bacillariaceae.
CUCACACAGGUACAUUCGCACAGUACAAAGUACGAGUGCGGUGAGAUUCCGAGAACAAAGGAAAAACUCGUCACGAUUUCACGAUUUUGCUCUGCUCAACAUGAUUGUUGAACAGAGCCCACCUUCCGAACUUCGUUGGGGAUCCCACAGAAAAGUGAUCCAAUUCAACACCAACGCCGAGAGCAUAGCAGAUCACAAAACACUACAAGACUGGCGACUCUAGCAACGAUGACUGAAACAAACGCAAACAACGCAACCAAUGCAGUCCAAGAAUCCCAGAUCCGGAAGAUGACUCGCCUGGCCAUCGAAUACGGUGCGGUGAACCUCUCCCAGGGUAUGUGGCGUGCUGUCUGACGUGAUGCGAUGUGAUGCGAUGCGAUGACGACUUGGAAUGCGGUGGGAUGGGACGAGGGUUGGGAACAAAAACUUGUUUGGUUGCGAUCCGUAGAUCGACAAUUGGAUUGCUGCCGCAGGCUAUGAUCUUUCCUGUCUUUAUUGACUCAUUGCUGUUCCUCGUCUGGUUCCGCUCUCUCAUUCAGGGUUUCCGAACGAGUCUCCGCCGUGGUGUGUAAAACUAGCGCUUGCGCACGGGGUGCUUUCGGGACGACCCCUCGAGGAACGGAGCGACGAAGGAUCCAGCGACCACGAGGAGCGACUGGCAACAUCCCUGUCGGAGCUCCUGGUUCGGUCGGGGGAAACAUCGUCGCCGGGGCCCGGCGACCAGCUCAACCAGUAUUCUCCCCCCUGUGGGAGGGGCGAUCUCCGGGUUUCGAUCGCGAAGUACUACGAGCGGUUUUACGGCUACGACGGGGUCGGGCCGGAAGACGUGACCGUGACGCUCGGGGCCACCGAGGCACUCGCAUCGGCGCUGCGGACCCUGGGAAAACCGGGGGACAAGUGCGUCAUCUUCGAACCCUUCCACGAGUUGUACCCGUCCCAGUGCAAGCUCUUUUACCUCGAGCCCGUCUACGUGACACUGCGGCCUUCCCCAGCGGCGGGCGGCGGCCCCGAACCGACCACCUGGACCUACGAUCCAGGGGAGCUGGAGGACGCCGUGCGCGAUGCCACGAUCCUGGUGCUCAACACGCCGCACAACCCGACCGGAAAGGUCUUUUCGAGGGAGGAAUUGGCGCACAUCGUAUCGCUCUGCCAGAAAUACGACGUCUACCUGGUGACGGACGACAUCUACGAGCACAUGUGCUACGACCGCCACAGGCACAUCGUGGUCCCCCACGAAUUCCCCGAAAUGGCCGACCGGACCCUCCUGUGCAAUUCCCUGGGCAAGUCGGCCUCGGCCACCGGGUGGCGCCUCGGGUGGUGCGUCCACCCACCCCACCUCCGGAACACCUACCGCGGGAUCCACGACCAGCUGGCCGUCAUGAGCCCCCACCCGAUGCAGUACGCGACCCUCUCCUACAUGGGCCUGCCGGACCGGUACUUUGCCGAUCUCUCCGCCAGGUACGGGCGGCGGGUCGCCAGGCUCGGCAGCGCCCUGGCCAGCCUGGGCUUUGGGGUCGUCCCCCCCCAGGGGGCCUAUUACCUCUUCGUGGAAUACACCACCGUGCCGGCGCUGAAGGGGAUGGCCUCCGGGGACGCCGCGAUGCACCUGCUGGAACACGUCGGCGUAGCGUGCGUUCCCGGGGACAACUUCUACGGGAAGAAAGGAGACGCGACCACGGAGAACAGGUAUCUGAGGUUUGCGGCCUGCCGAUCCGACGACGACCUGGACGAGGCCAUCCGGUUGCUCGAGGGCAAGCUCGGGUAGGAAUCGAUCGCUAUUGCUACUACUAGCUGCUGCUCGGCAGGGAAACGACUCRCAGGGCAGCGGUACAGAACGCACGCACCGUGCUUCUUGCUACACGCAUUCGUUUUUCGGGUUCUACAGAGCAUCGCACUCGCAAGCGGUKGUCGUUGUGAGGCCAAAUCCCGAGUAGAUAGUGAAUAACCUCACUCCUCUACUGUAAACCACGUAUUAACAUGCAGUAGGGAGCCUAUUAACAUUCGCAACUUAUGAGCAACAAAGGCACAUACCUCAACUCAUUAACCAUCAUCGGACCACUAGGAUAGCACCUGCUGCCCAUUCGCAGUCGUGUGCAGUGCAGAGAACCAUCGGUUUGAAAAUAAUUCACAAUUUUAGUA